AUGCUGAUCAACAAAACUGGAGGUUUAAACAAUACAGUUAAUAACACAGUCUUGAACCACGACAGUUCUGAACUGUGCCUCCCCUCUUGGAUUCUAAACGCCGUCAACGUCCAGUCUGUAUACAUCAGUGACACUGGUAUCAUGGUCGUUAACAUCCCAUUUGCCAUAUUUGCCGUGAUCGCUAACCUGGCUGUUAUAGUCACAAUAAUCCGUUCUCCUUCACUCCACCGUCCAGUUAACGUGUUGCUGUGUAGCCUGGCUGCCUCUGAUUGUCUAACUGGCCUUGUUCUUCAACCUGUGUACGUGGUAUGGCGCUUUCUUCUGCAUCAAUCUCAAGACCCUUGCAAAUUAGUCUAUCUUUACCAAGCCAGUAAGUUUCUUCCACAAAUGCUUCUCGGGUUUACCUUCGUAAACUUGGCAAUAACAAGCGUCGAGAGAUUGUAUGCUGUUUCAAGCCCUCUUGAGCAUUCAGCCAAAGUAACACUGCGAGGUAUGAAUAAUAGUACUAGACAUCCACCAUUGCAAGUGGCAUUUGCCUGUACCUAAAUUCAGGGCUCAAAGAUCGAAAUUAAUUAAUUAAUUCACUGUCUCUAUCUUCUCGACAGAGACCUUGCUUUGAGCUACGGGUGAAAGAAUUGGAAGUAAAAAUAUAGAUAUCACGCCUCUUUGCUUCUGUCAGUUUUUGCAACUUCUAAUUUCUGUGUUUAGCUUCUGUGGUAUUGCUGUGGAACAGCCUUUCAAGUUCGCGCUCGUAAAGAUUGAAUUCUUCCAGGCCACUUAAUUCAGUUGCGAACGAGCAUUCUACAGCCUCAGUAUUUAUAUAUACGGUAUAUUCAGUCAAUACUUUUUAAAAAUAAAAGAGGACAAAAAUUUCCUUUUAGUACAUAGGCGCGAUUUUUAAGCUUGCAUCGGCAGAGUAAUCAGAAUCACUAAUGUUUAAAACAAAAUCUGUUAAUCAGGCGAAUAAUCUUCCUAUUCUGUUAGGUUUACAAAGUUCAUUUUGAAUCCUUGAUUUAAAAAAAAAACGAAAAAGUAUCCAACUUACCUGAUUAAUUGUGUCAGUCUGCUUUGAUUGUUUAAGUGAUCGUUAGAAACGUGACAUUUCUUGGUCGAUGACCUCAUGAGGACAUCUUCCAAAUUUAGGCACGAUUGAUGAACAUAAUUAAGAAAUAUUCCACAUGAAAUCUUAAGCAAAACCGUCUUAAUUGCUACUUACCUUUUCAUUUUUUUUAGACGUCAGGUAACUAAUUCUCUCUUCCAUUACAUAAUCCCCUUUUCACACAAGAACGUAGAUACAGAACAAGGCUAGUUCGUACAUCCAUUUUAAGCUUAAAGGAAGAUUUGCACCCAAAUCUUACAUUUUUGCUGCCUCGCAGGUCACCUGACGACAGUAUCGAUGUCGAAUAUGUCCCGUAUCGUUACUGGCUACAAAAAUGACUUUUUAAUGCUGCUCCGCCAGUUAAGCUAAUGGUUCAUGCCUUAACUUGCUUGAGUCUUAAAAUAAUACAUAUAUGAUAUUUCAGGGAUGGUGAAGAUUAUCGUCAGUGUAUGGGUGAUCUGGUUCAUCUACAGCCUUAUGGAAUUCAUUGUACCUGCAGGGAUUUAUCAACCGUUGGAAAGUAUGGUGUUGAUUUCAGCGGUGGCAAUACAGAUUGGCGGACACGUUUUGACCUUCUGCGCAAUCCGUUCCAACAACAAAAAGAUCGUUAGUGCCACUCACAACUCUCAACAAACGAUCCUCUUCAGAAGGGAGGAAAAGGCUUUUAAGAACAUGACGUUCUACACAGUGGCGACUCUAUUGACUCUUAUUCCUGUUGUAGUGGUUCUUAAUUUAGAACGCACCAUCAUUUCAGGAAACAUUCUACUUCCUUGGGCUGUAACCUGCAGCCAGCUGAUAUCCAGUUUUAAUCCUGCUAUUCAGAUUCAAAGAAAUGCCGCUUUAAGGGAGGCACUAAAGAUGGCCUUCUGA
This is a messenger RNA of Porites evermanni, 1969 nucleotides long. Lineage: Eukaryota; Metazoa; Cnidaria; Anthozoa; Scleractinia; Poritidae. The record is from the annotation of a GenBank genome assembly.